AGCGGCGGCCCCGGCCCCGCAGCGCCCUCCGGGGCCCGGCUGAGGCCUUCACCGGGGGCCGCCUCCCGGUGCCGGGGGAGCCGCCCCGAGGCCGGCCGGGGCCGCGAUGGAGCUGGCGGUGCUGCUGGCGCUGUACCUGGGCCUGCUGCUGCUGGCAGCCGCGGCCCUGCUCGGCGGCUGCCCGCGGAGCGCGGCCGGGGCCUUGGGCGGCGCGGCGCGGGUAUUGUCAUUGGUAAUCCCCACACGGCUCCAGAGAGCGACACAGAAGGUGCUUCACAGGCUCUUCCACACACGAAGCCAUUUGUUCACUGUCCUGCACGUAGCCUUGGAGGUGGCAGUCUAUGCUGAAUACACGUGGGAAGUGUUUCCUUAUUGCUGGGAGCUGGAGUUCCACCUCCUCCUCCUGCUCCUGCCCUACCUGCUGCUGGCUGGGAACAUCGGCUGCUUCGUUCUCUGCUCCCGCGCCGAUCCCGGUAUAAUAACAAAAUCAAAUCAUGCAUCACUGAUGAAGAUUUAUGCGUAUGAUGGUGCGUUAUUUCAGAAAGGCAGUCCGUGCCCUACGUGCGACAUGGAGAAGCCAGCCAGAUCCAAACACUGCCGUUUUUGCAAUGUCUGUGUACACCGUUUCGAUCACCACUGUGUGUGGGUCAACAACUGCAUUGGUGCCUUCAACGCAAGGUAUUUCUUCUUCUACCUCUUCACGCUGACUGUUACGGCCGCAACCAUUGCGAUCAUCACAGCAGCGUUUCUCAUCCAAGUGGUGCUGCUGACAAAUAUGCUGCAUGGGAGUUACAUUGAUGACCAAGGCCAAGAGCAGGCUGUUGAGAUUCGCUUUCUCAUUCAGCACCUUUUCUUGACUUUUCCUAGGAUUGUCUUCAUGCUUGGGUUUGUUAUUCUUCUCACACUUCUGCUGGGUGCAUACUGCUGUUUCAAUCUCUAUUUGGCCUUAACCAACCAAACUUCCAACGAGUGGCAUAAAUCCCGAAGAUCUGGGUGUUCCCACCAUCCAACACUGCAACCUUGUGACAGACAAGUUGUUUACAAAAAUAUUUAUUCUAAAGGAGUCUGGAUGAAUUUAAAGGAAAUCUUUAAGCCUCCCACAGUGCUGGAAAAAGAGAAGAAAACAUGAAACCACUACCCCUUUGAUUAGUUUUUUUUUAUUUUUUUAAUUUUUUUACUUUUUCUAAGACUUUGAUUCAGCAGCGUGUUUUGAUACCGCGAGCAACUUUUGUUAAAAAAAAAAAAAAGUUAUUGUAUUUCAGUUAAUUAGAAACUUUAUUUCCAUAAAGGUGAUUCUUCAGAAAACAGUGUUUGCAAGUUUGUCUGUAACACUGCUCAUACCAGCUGUUAAAGCGAUGUGUAAGUCUUUUCAGACACAAGCACAGCCCAGAAGCAGCUGUACUAGAGGUCGGUUCGGCUGGGGUGUGCACACACACAUGCAAGGGUCUUAAAAAAAAAAAGUUACUGGUUGUGUGCUGCAUAACAUAUGCCACUGCACAACAGGCAAACUGAGUUCCUAAAUUACUUUGGUACAUCUUAAUCAUGUCUUCCUGCAGGAGACUUUACAGCAAUGUAGCGAGGACGUACAUGCGGAACAUCAUAUAAAGAGACAUCCGUUGUUGAUUAUUCCUGUAGGAAGGCAGGAUGGUGCAGUGGGCUGUGAGAUGCUGCUUAAUAGUGCCUCUGCAGAGCACUACUUAAGAUACUUGACUUAGUGCGAUGUUAUUAGAGGGACCAGUAAUGAACUUGCUGGCAUGAAGAAGCAAGCUUGGUCCAACAGACUGCAGUGAAUGCCUUUACUUGGCAUAUGAUUAACCCGUUACUAUUAACAACAUGUAGAAUUAAGGAGAGACCUGAUCCUGCCGUAGGUAUUUCUUUGUGGUUCAGGCAUUUUGCUACAGGGGAAGUAAAAAGCUGUCAAAGCUGUUUCUAAGGCUGCUCACCUGCAUUCACAGAACAGGCACCUCUAAAAGCAGA
Molecule: messenger RNA, 1977 nt
Organism: Anas platyrhynchos (mallard)
Lineage: Eukaryota; Metazoa; Chordata; Aves; Anseriformes; Anatidae
Gene: ZDHHC4
Product: zDHHC palmitoyltransferase 4
Biological process (GO): peptidyl-L-cysteine S-palmitoylation; protein targeting to membrane
Cellular component (GO): Golgi apparatus; endoplasmic reticulum
Molecular function (GO): protein-cysteine S-palmitoyltransferase activity
Source: RefSeq, a predicted model, not a curated record